This is a messenger RNA of Gekko japonicus, 6009 nucleotides long. It is a transcript of the gene NCOA1, whose product is annotated as nuclear receptor coactivator 1. Gene Ontology annotation, cellular component: nucleus. The record is from RefSeq and is a predicted model, not a curated record. Gene Ontology annotation, biological process: cellular response to hormone stimulus; positive regulation of transcription by RNA polymerase II. Gene Ontology annotation, molecular function: nuclear receptor binding; protein dimerization activity. The coding region runs from base 154 to 4680 and encodes 1508 amino acids. NCBI's taxonomy places the organism in Eukaryota, Metazoa, Chordata, Lepidosauria, Squamata, Gekkonidae. The transcript is spliced from 21 exons.
GGAGCUCAUCGAAGAUUGAUGUGCAUGUUUGCUGAAUUUCUAGGAUUCGUCUGCUCUGCUUAUUUACUUUACUGAAGAGUCUGAAGAUUUUUUUUAAUUCCCUCAUGAAUUAUCUUUCACCUCUGGAAAGGUAGAGGUGUGAACUGACUCAACAUGAGUGGCCUUGGGAACAACCCGACGGACCCAGCUAACCCGGAUUCCCAAAAAAGGAAGGGGUCACCAUGCGAAGGUUUAGUCCAGAGCAAUGAGAAACGGCGCAGGGAGCAAGAGAACAAGUACCUAGAAGAACUGGCAGAACUGCUUUCAGCCAACAUUGGAGAGAUUGACAGCCUAAGCGUCAAACCUGACAAAUGCAAGAUUCUGAAAAAAACCGUUGACCAGAUUCAGCAGAUGAAGAGACUUGAGCAAGAAAAAACAGCUGAUGACGAUGUGCAGAAGUCUGAUAUCUCUUCCAGCAGCCAAGGAGUGAUCGAAAAGGAAUCCCUGGGGCCUCUCCUUCUGGAGGCACUGGAUGGCUUCUUCUUCGUCGUGAAUCGUGAAGGGCGAAUCGUGUUUGUGUCUGAGAAUGUGACAAGCUACUUGGGCUACAAUCAAGAAGAGCUCAUGAACACAAGUGUCUACAGCAUCUUGCACGUGGGAGACCAUGCAGAAUUUGUCAAGAACCUGCUGCCCAAGUCCCUAGUAAAUGGAGUUCCUUGGCCCCAAGAAUCCACCAGGCGCAACAGCCAUACCUUCAACUGCAGAAUGCUGAUCCGUCCCCCAGACGAGCCAGCUGCAGAGAACCAGGAAGCCCGCCAGCGUUAUGAGAUCAUGCAGUGCUUCACGGUGUCUCAGCCGAAACUGAUCAAGGAGGAAGGUGAAGAUUUGCAGUCCUGUCUGAUAUGCAUCGCACGAAGAUUACCUCGAGCCACAGCCUCUACCACUUCAGAAUCUUUCAUGACCAAGCAAGAUACUACAGGUAAAAUCAUCUCCAUCGACACCAGUUCCCUGAGAGCAGCAGGGCGGACUGGCUGGGAAGAUUUAGUGAGGAAAUGCAUCUACGCUUUCUUCCAGCCUCAGGGCAGGGAGCCAUCUUACGCCAAGCAGUUAUUUCAGGAAGUGAUGACACGGGGCACAGCCUUCAGCCCACCCUACCGGUUCACACUAAGUGAUGGGACUGUGUUGAACGCCCACACCAAGUGCAAACUCUGUUGCCCUCAAAGCCCAGAGAUGCAGCCUUUCAUCAUGGGCAUUCACAUACUUGAGAGAAUUGAGAGAGAACACAGUGCGCUGUCACCUCAAGACAACACUAACUCUGGAGUGCCGCUUUCCCGCGUGAGUCCCUCGCUGAACCCCAACAUCUCUCCAGGACAAGGCAUGGCCCUGCCCUCUGCUCUCCCUCCCACCAAUGGUAGCAUGUUAACAACCAGCAUGAACCACCUGCCCGGGUCCGGCCUGCAUGGCAACAGCAACGUCGCCACCAGCCAGCCCAGUUUUGGAUGUUCACCUGGGAGCCAGAUGGGAGCUAACGUUGCCUUAAGCCAGGGACAGGCCGGUCCCCAGAACAGUAACCAUCCACUGAACCUCAACAGCUCCCCCAUGAACAGUCCAGCGGUCACCCCAACACAGUUCAUGUCUCCCAGGCAUCGGGUAAGCCCCGGACUGGUCCAUAGGCCCAGAGUGCCAAGCAACCCUUUCUCCCCCACUAUGCCUACCACGCACUCCCCGGUGGGCAUGGUGGGCAACUAUAGUGCCAGCAGUACGGUCAGCAGCAGGCCUUUCCCGGGAACCCCAUUAAACUCCAUGCAGGGGAUGAAUGAAGGGCCCAGUCCCCCCAUGGGCUACUCCACGCCCCCUCCUGUCCUGCGGCAGCUGAGCAACCAGAACUCGCCCAGCCGAAUGGGUAUGCAGCCCAUAAAGACUGAGCCAAAAGACAGCAAGGAGAUCAGCUCCAUCCUGUGCGACAUGAUUCAUUCUGACAGUGCUCCGAAUGAGAGCAAGCCCUUGGAAUCGGGAUUGUUGCAUAGCAGUGAGAGACACUCAGAGGGUGACAGCAAGUGCUCUCAGGCCCCCAGCCACAAGCUCGUUCAGCUCCUGGCUACCACGGCGCAGGAGCAGUUACGGCACGCGGACGCAGACACCAGCUGCAAAGAACCCUUGUCCUGCACGGGGGCCUCCGGGAACCCUGCGGGCAGCGCGUGCCCCUCCUCUCACAGCUCCCUCACAGAGCGGCACAAGAUCUUGCACCGACUCCUCCAGGAGGGCAGCCCUUCUGACAUCUCUACCCUCUCCAUGGAGCACGACAAGAAGGACAAUGCACCUGGCGGAGCUGCCGCCGCCAUCCCACCGCAGACCCAGACCCCAGAGACCCCCGACAUGAGACUGGAGUCGGAUGCUGCGAAGAAGAAGGAUCUGAAGGACCAUCGGCUCCUUCGCUACCUGCUCGACAAAGAUGAGAAAGAGCUGGCAGCCAAUCCCUCCCUGAGCCUGGACGAUGUGAAGGUGAAAGAGCAAACAGACCAAAUGGAUCCCUGCAAUGCCGCUUCAGCCCCACUGGCUAAGCCCCCUGCCCAGGAGGAGGUGAAGCUGCAGCAGCAAGGCCAGUUUGCGUCCGACCUUGACCAGAUCCUGCCCACAUUGGAGAAAGCGGUGCAGCUUCCCCCAGGUCUGUGUGGCCCAGAGACAACUGAAAGCGGAGGCCUUGCUGGCAAGCCAGAGAUCAUGCCCUCCUCCCUCCAGCCCAGUACGGCAGCAAGAACGCCCACUGGGAUGAAUGCUGUUAACGGUGGGCAGGGAAUGCAAGCAGGCCGGUCCUCGUUUGACUUCUGCGACUCCAUGGAGCCAGUUCAGCUCAGGACAGCGCCUUUCCCUGCAACAAACGGCAACAGUCCCCAUCCUGGGUUACCAUCCGAGCAGACCAGGGGGGCAGUACCUGGACCAAACCCCUUCCAGCCUGACACAGGAUUACCUGAACUGGAACUGGGUGUCACAGAUCAUCAGUUUCGGCCGCCAGAAAUGGGGGAGCAGAUCCCAUGGCCAGAUAACUCCAUGACCUCCAUCAACCGAGGACCUAUGAGCAAAUCAGAUGACCAGUGUAUUGCUUCUCAGCUGGAUGAGCUCUUAUGCCCUCCCACCACGCCAGAGGGACGGAAUGACGAGAAAGCACUUCUUGAGCAGCUUGUAUCCUUCCUGAGUGGCAAAAAUGAAAAUGAGCUGGCAGAACUGGACAGAGCACUUGGCAUUGACAAACUGGUCCAGGGAGGUGGUCUGGAAACACUAAGCGAGAGAUUCCAGCCACAGCAAGCAACACCACCACCACCCCCUCUCGUGAUGGAUCAGAAGCCUGGCAUGUAUCCGCAACCUUAUUCCUCGGCGUCUCCCACCACCAACCUCCCUGGUCAUUUCCCGGGCAUUAUGAGGCAGAAGCAGCCUUUCAGUCCCAUGCCCGUCCAAGUCCCGCCACCCCGUGGGGCCUUCCCCACCAACAUGGGGAUGCAGCCCCGACAGGCUCUCAACAGACCUCCAACAGCACCCAACCUGCGGCUGCAGCUGCAGCAGCGGCUCCAAGGACAGCAGCAGUUGAUACACCAGAAUCGGCAGGCUAUCCUGAACCAGUUUGCAGCAAAUCCCCCAGGUGCCGUCGGCAUGAGGGCAGGCAUGCAGCAGCAGAUCACGCCACAGCCCCCCCUGAAUGCACAGAUGCUGGCCCAGCGCCAGCGUGAACUCUACAGCCAGCAGCACCGGCAGAGGCAGCUAAUGCAGCAACGAGCCAUGCUAAUGAGGCAGCAGCAGAGCUUCGGGAACAACCUCCCGCCCUCAGCCGGGGUCCCCGUGCAGCUGGGGGCUGGGCGCCUCCCCCAGGCUCCCCCGCAGCAGUUCCCCUUCCCCCCCAGCUAUGGUACGAAUCCAGGGAACCCCCCUACCUCCACCAGCCCAUUCUCGCAGCUGGCAUCGAACCCUGAGGCGGCAUUGGCCAGCCGCAACAACAUGGUGAACAGGGGGAUUAUGGGAAACGUCGGGGGACAGUUCGGCUCUGGGAUGAACCCUCAGAUGCAGCAGAACAUCUUCCAGUACUCAGGCUCAGGAAUGGGUCAGCAAGGUGAGGCUGCUUUUGCCCCAUCACUCAGUCCCAGCAGCCCCCUGAUGUCACCACAGCUCCCUCCUUCUCAGAGCCCUAUGCUCCAGCCGGCCCCACCCACGCCCGGGUACCAGUCACCGGACAUGAAGACCUGGCAGCAAGGAACCAUGGGGAAUAACAAUGUGUUUGGCCAAGCUGGGCAAACCCAGCCCCCACCAAACCAGCAGGGAAUGUACAACAACAUGAGCAUCACGGUCUCCAUGGCUGGAGGGAAUGCCAACGUCCAGAAUAUGAACCCAAUGGCUGGACAGAUGCCAAUGAGCUCACUUCAGAUGCCUGGCAUGAACCCGCUGUGCUCAGAGCAGGUAAAUGAUCCCGCUCUCAGACCUACGGGCCUCUACUGCAACCAGCUUUCUUCCUCUGAUCUUUUGAAAACAGAAUCAGAUGGCGCACAGGUGCAGCAGGUCCAGGUGUUUGCUGACGUGCAGUGUACGGUCAACCUGGUGGGGGGAGACCCUUACCUGAACCAACCAGGCCCAGUGGGCUCGCAGAAGAGCUCGGCGGGCCCCCAGACCCCACAAGCCCAGCAGAAAAGCCUCCUUCAGCAGCUACUGACUGAAUAACCCGCUUUUCAAAGGAAUGUGAAAUUUAAAUAAUAAGACAUACAGAGAUAUAUAAAUAUAUAUAUAUUAUAUAUUUUUCUGAGAUUUUUGAUAUCUCAAACUUGCAGCCAUUCUUCAGCUCUCGUAGUGUUUGGAGCAAAAAAAAAAAGUUUUUCUCUCCCCUCCCCCUUUUUUUUAAAGUGUUGGAUGUCAGCGAAGUGACAAGACAGAACUUUUGAGCCAAAAUGAUAGAUGAUCCUUAUUUUUGUAAUCAGUUGCUGGCUUCUUAUCCCAGAUGGCAGGAAUGUGCGAAAGGGGGUUCCCAGAGUGAGGGCAGGCGUGGGGGGUUGGGGGGGAAGAGGAGGAUCCGAGUUCUCAGUUUCAGCUGGAUCUGUCACUGAUCUGUGUCUUCAAUGAAGCAGGAAUUGGGGGGGAUAAUGGCACUUGUCUCUACUCUGAGAAGGAAUGUUUUUAGCUGUUCUUUAAAAAAGUACACCCUCACCCGCUGCGCCCCCCAGAUAUGUUUGUGCAAUCAGCUUUUUCUAGCACUUGUGAGUAUGUCGGUUUUAAAGAAAAAUAAUAAUAAUAAUAAUAACAGAGUAUUUUGACCCACCAUUUUUUCCAUGUUUUAUGCUGGUAUAUAGAAUGCCUCCUUAGUGAGAAAGAGGCCCUCUGUGUAUAUGACAACUAGGUGGGAGGGAACAUACAAAAAAACCCUAAUAUAAUAAUUUUUGAAAACAGAAAACAAAGUACCGUUUGGGGGAUAAUUGCAAUAUUUUUAAAGGGGAAAGGAAGAGGCGGCUCUGGGAGCAAUCCCCCCCAUGUGCCACUGCUGUGAUUAUCCCCUUCAUUUCCACGCGAUCUGUGGGAGCAGGGGUCUGCCCUGAAGUGACCCCCACAGGCCUCGUCAAAAUGAAAAGGAGGAUGCACAGCAGACACCUGUGGCGAGUCGCACCCUCUGUCAGAUAUUGUAGAUAAACAUUUUUCUGAUUAAAAUUAAGCAGUCAGUUCUCUCUGCUUUGAUUGUGUUUAACAGCUAAAGGUAGCUUGAAACUAUUUAAAAUAAUAUUGAUGAUGAUGAUUAUAAUAAAAAGGCGAUUCUCUGUGAAUGGGAGACAAGCUUAUUCUUUGCCCCCUCGAACCUUUCAUUGUAAAUAGCUCAAAACCUCUUGUAUAAAUUGGUUUCUUUCUCUUUUUAGUUGAGGAUUGCACUUAAAAUAGCAUUGCUUUUGGGGGGAGGGUAUUUCUUUCCUCUUCCUCUUUCUGAAAUUUUGUUGAUGUGUGAAAACAAACUGUGUAGCUUUUGUUAAAUGAAUUUGCAAGAGUUUAAAAAAACAAAGAGACAAAGUU